AUGCAUUGCGCGUGGAAUGAGUCCAAAAUAGGUGGAGAAAUUGUUGCAGCUGUGGAUAUAAAUACAGUCGCUAAUGAAGUGUACAAAUACAACUUUCCAUUUACAAACCUAAUUAACAAGAACAUUCAGUCAUUGAGUGCUAAAACACUAAAUAGAUUUAACAUAAAUACUAUACUUAUGUCACCUCCAUGCCAACCAUUUACUAGAAAUGGAAAUUAUUUAGACGAAAAUGAUCCCAGGACAAAUUCUUUUUUAUAUUUGAUUGACAUUCUUGACAAAUUUGAAAAACUUGAAUAUAUAUUGAUGGAGAAUGUAAAAGGCUUUGAAUGUUCAUCAGUAAGGAAAUUAUUUGUGGACAAGUUAAAGGAGUGUAAAUUUGAGUUUCAAGAGUUUCUUGUUUGUCCAUCAAGUAUAGGAGUUCCAAAUUCACGACUUCGUUAUUAUUGCCUAGCUAGGAAAACAGCUGCAAGUUGGAAUUUUAAACGAAAAGAUGAAAUAAUGAGUAUGAUACCAGUUGAUUAUGGUAUACCUAACACAUUAGAAAGUAUAAUAGAGAAAGAUGUUUCAGACAAAUAUCUAAUAAAUGAGAAGUUAUUAAGGCAUGGGAAUAUAAUGGAUAUUUGUUUCAAAGAUUCUAUAAGGUCUUGUUGUUUCACUAAAGCUUAUACUCAUUAUAUUGAAGGAACUGGUUCAGUGUUCACUGCAGCAACUCCAGAAACUGUAAAAAUGUGUUUUGAAAAGGCAAAUUCUUUUGAUGUUGGUAGUGAGAAGUAUGUGGAAUCACUGAAGAAAUUGAAUUUAAGAUUUUUUACUCCAAAAGAAGUUUCAUUGCUUAUGUCAUUCCCUAUUUAUUAUAAAUUCCCUGAAACUGUAACCCUAAAACAGUCCUACAGAUUGCUUGGUAAUAGUAUUAAUGUAAAGGUAGUAAGUGAAUUAUUAAAGUUAUUAUUUAAUUAA
Messenger RNA from Parnassius apollo (apollo), 957 nucleotides. NCBI's taxonomy places the organism in Eukaryota, Metazoa, Arthropoda, Insecta, Lepidoptera, Papilionidae. The record is from the annotation of a GenBank genome assembly.